This is a messenger RNA of Mugil cephalus (flathead mullet), 2786 nucleotides long. RefSeq names its product NIPA like domain containing 4 (gene nipal4). Lineage: Eukaryota; Metazoa; Chordata; Actinopteri; Mugiliformes; Mugilidae. Gene Ontology annotation, molecular function: magnesium ion transmembrane transporter activity. The record is from RefSeq and is a predicted model, not a curated record. Gene Ontology annotation, cellular component: membrane. Gene Ontology annotation, biological process: magnesium ion transport. The transcript is spliced from 10 exons. Bases 235 to 1521 code for a protein of 428 amino acids.
UUCAGGUGUUUGUGUCGUGUUCCGUGACUCUGAGAGAAGAACGCAGCGUUUAAAUGAGCGGAGCCGGAUCCUUGUUGCUGCCCGAGGUCUCACCUGAGCUCAGGUGUUCUCCGAGAAACGCGCCCGGACUCUUUUUUUCUUCACUUUUAGAGGAUUCAUUGGUUUAUUUAGUUUAAAAAAAGAAGAAGCUGCUUCCUGAUUCUGCGGCUCCGCUGCUUCAAACUAAACAUCACGAUGCGAGAUGUUCGCCUGGAUGAGAGGACGUGUAGAAACGGUUCCGUGCUGAGGUUGUGGUGCGGUUCUCAGUCUUCAGUUUGUUCCAUCUACACACAGAUGGACCCGAACGGCACCGAGAUCUCAGGUUUACACCCUGGUGAACACACACACACUGAAUCUUUGUCUCCAGAUGAACAAACGUACAGCGUCUACAACCUGUGGCUCGGCCUGGUGCUCGCCCUCAUGUCGGCCUUCCUCAUUGGCGGGAGCGUCAUCCUCAAGAAGAAAGCUCUUCUCCGAUUGGCCAGCACCGGUCACACCAGAGCAGGUGACGGGGGUCAUGGAUACCUGAAGGACUGGCUGUGGUGGGGAGGCCUGUUAACCAUGGGAGCAGGAGAAGCCUGUAACUUCGCCGCCUACAUGUUCGCUCCGGCCACGUUGGUGACGCCGCUGGGCGCCCUGAGCGUCCUCAUCAGUGCAGUUCUGUCCUCCUACCUGUUGGGGGAGGUGUUGAACGUGGUGGGGAAGCUCGGUUGUCUGCUCAGCGUCCUGGGCAGCAUCUUGUUGGUGAUCCACGCGCCACAGGAACAGGAAGUGACGUCAUUACAGGACAUGACCAAUAAGCUGCUGGAGCCUGGUUUCCUGGUGUACGUGGUCGUGGUGCUGGUGAUGUGUGCGGUGCUCAUUCUUUAUUUCUGUCCUCGGUUCGGUCGAACCAACAUCCUCGUCUACAUCAGCAUCUGCUCGCUGCUCGGAGCCUUCACCGUCUCCUCCGUGAAGGGACUCGCCAUCGCCAUCAACACCGUAUUUUAUGACGUGUCGGUUCUUGCAAACCCUCUCACCUGGAUCCUGCUCCUCACCCUCAUCGUCUCCAUAGUAACACAGGUGAACUACCUGAACAAGUCCCUGGACACGUUCAACACCCUGCUGGUCUACCCCAUCUACUACGUCCUCUUCACCACCGUGGUUCUGUCCACCUCCAUCAUCCUCUUCCAGGAGUGGAGGGGCAUGUCGGCCGUGGACGUCGUCACCACGCUGGGCGCCUUCCUGGUCAUCGUGGUGGGCGUGGCCAUGUUGCACCUGUUCAGAGACCUGCAGCUAACGAUGAAGCAGCUGACCAAUCAGCUGUCCCAGCCGGUGGAGAGGGAGGAGCUUAAGGAGGAAGUAGUAGCCAAUAGAGGAGGAGGAGGAGGAGGAGGAGGUCAGAGUAAGAAGGAGGAUAAAUACGGACUGAUUGACAACAUGGUGAUAGAGAGUCUUCCUCCCAUGAGGGACGAAGGACCCAGAGUCUUCAUCAUCAGCUGAGACGCGUCGGUUUGUUUCCUGUCGGGACUCGUCCUCACUCAGGACUGUUACUGUGACGUUCUGCACUUUUUAUUUCAUUUUAUUUUUUAUUUUUUUAAAGAUACAGGCCUCAGGUUUGACGGCGUUUCAGCUCGUUAUUAGAUAAAAUCAUAAAAAUGACUCAAAACAUUAAAACACAGAUUUUCAUCUGAAAGUAGACAAAGAAACUAAACACAGAGAAUAAAAAUAGAAAUAUCAGAUUCAAACGAGUCGAUAAUUAAAUGUCUCUGUUGCUUUAGAGAUGUUUGUGGAUCCUUUUCCAGCAGCUCUUUGUCUGAGCUCCUCACAAAGCUCCUUUGUCCGUUGUCAUCACACAUUUCGACACAAACACGAGACUAAUCCCUGAUUCAUAGAAACUAUGGAAACACAUGGACUGUUUACACCUCACUGAUCUGUAAUAUUGGCUCAUUUUCCUGGAUACACAAAUACACAGUUUGAAUAUUUCUCUUUGUCUAGUUUCAGGGUUUGUGUGAAACAUUCACAGACGUUUUGAGUCAUUUUUAAGCAGAAGUGCAUUAAAUCCUGAUGGUUUGUUACAAACACACUCAGGGAAAGUUGUUGUGACGACAAAGGGAUGAAAAGUUGAACUAAUUGAUCGACACAAACGCAUGGAUCCUCUAACGUUUACCUGAAGGAAACGAGGUCCAGAGUUUGAUUCCUGCAGCUGCAACAAAUGUUUUAAAGAGAAAUCUAUGAUGUAAAUACUGAUUCUGUCUAAAAUCUGUUUGUAAAUGAAAACGCUGCUUAACGCCGUCAAACCUGAGGCCUCCUCCUCCAAAGGAAGGAAAAACAAACAUUUUGUUUUCCAGAAGGUUUGCUUCUGUUUUUGGUUCCAGUAAAAUCAGCAGAGUGAGACGUCCGAGCUCGUCGUGGGUUUGAAGCUGAGCUCCUCUGAGCCGACGCCGGCGUCCAUGAAGCAGACCAGCGUCCACUUCCUGUUUCUGCUGAAGACGCUUCAGCUCAUGAAGCUCAGAGGAAACGAGUCAAAAAAACGCUCGAACAAAAAUGUACACGUGGUAUUUUCGCUGUUUGAGGUCAUUUUUAAACGUCCUUUAAUCAUUUCAGGGAAGAACUGUUUUUAUAGUAUUUUAUUUCUGUUUCUUUUGACUCGUUAAAAUAGUUUUAUCACGAUAAACGCGGCGUCUUUCAGGAAGAAAUGAAAAAAGGAGACAAAGCUGUAUGUUGCUCUGGUGUAAAUAAAAUAAAAUAAAAUAAAAUAAAAUAAA